AUGAACCGGUAUCGCACCCUUCCGGGCCUUGGGCCGCAGAAGGCUACCGCCAAUACCUUACCUAGUAAGGGCGUGGCUGACCAGCAAUUGGCUGAGGCUGAGGCCAGACGGACAAAACUUGUUGCGGAACCAGAAGAUCGGGGUCGAUCGCCAAUCCCAGACUCCUCAGAUUCCGUCUCAACCAUAUCGACAAACAAGUCGCGGUCUCGAUCACGGUCUCGCUCACGGGACCGCGACGAUGACUUCUUCACCAGCGGUCGUGCAAGCCGAAAUCGCUCGAGAACACCGCCUACUGACAUCCCGCGGAAACGAAAACACCGGUCCAUUUCCAGUUCAUACUCUAGGUCACCGAGAUCUCCAAGGCGAGAGCCUCGCUCGCACCGCAAAAGCCGGCGUCAUCGCACUAUCAGCCCCAUUGACCGAGGUCGACCCAGCUCCAUGCGCCGGGGCAGCCACCGCAGCCGGACUAGCAGUCCAAGCAUGGACAAGAGCCAGAUUACCAAACAGAGAAGGUCUCUCGAGACAGAAGACCACGUCGGCGAUGGUCCCUGGGGACGUAGGCAGGGCCACGACGACAAUGAUCGCCACGCAUUGCCUCAGAGAGACUUCAGGGUCGGCGGGGAGAAGCAGAGCUUGGCGAGAGAACGGAGCUUGAGCCCGUACAGCAAAAGGUUGGCUCUUACGCAGGCGAUGAACAUGUAA
This is a messenger RNA of Cladophialophora bantiana CBS 173.52, 702 nucleotides long. RefSeq lists its product as uncharacterized. NCBI's taxonomy places the organism in Eukaryota, Fungi, Ascomycota, Eurotiomycetes, Chaetothyriales, Herpotrichiellaceae. The record is from RefSeq and is a predicted model, not a curated record. The transcript has 2 exons. The coding region runs from base 1 to 702 and encodes 233 amino acids.